AUGUAUACGGACAUGUGUCUACAAUCCAUCCAUCCCAAAGCACUCAGCUACGCCGGCGAAGAGAGAGAAAACACCAAGCUCGAUCAUGGCGGCCGCCGCAGCUCGCAGCAUCCCGGACCGGUGGACCCUCGCCGGCGCGACGGCGCUCGUCACCGGCGGCAGCAAAGGCAUCGGGCAUGCGAUAGUGGAGGAGCUCGCCGGAUUCGGGGCGCGCGUGCACACGUGCGCCCGGAACGCGGCGGAGCUGGAGGCGAGCCGGCGGCGGUGGGAGGAGCGGGGGCUCCGCGUCACCGCCACCGUCUGCGACGUCUCCGCGCGCGGCGACCGGGAGAGGCUGGUCGCCGCCGCGGCGGGGGAGUUCGGCGGCAGGCUGGACAUCCUCGUCAACAACGUCGGCCGGACCAUGUUCCGGGCGGCGGCGGCGUGCUCCGGCGAGGACUUCGCCCUGCUCGUGGCCACCAACCUCGAGUCCUGCUUCCACCUCUCCCAGCUCGCGCACCCGCUCCUGCUCGCCGCCGGCGGCGGAGGCGGCUGCGUGGUGAACAUCUCCUCCGUCGCCGGCACCGUCGGCAUACCGGCGCUGGCCGUGUACUCCAUGACCAAGGGCGGCAUGAACCAGCUCACCCGGAGCCUCGCCGCCGAGUGGGCCGGCGACGGCAUACGUGUCAACUGCGUCGCGCCGGGAGGCGUCAAGACUGACAUCUGCCAAGACGAGACGAUAGACCCGGAGCUGAUCAAGAGCGAGAUGGACCGGCUGCCGAUGCGGCGGCUGGCGGAGCCGGAGGAGGUGGCGGCGACGGUGGCGUUCCUCUGCAUGCCGGCGGCCUCCUACAUCACCGGCCAGGUCGUCGGCGUCGACGGCGGACGCACCAUUACCUAGCUAAUUAAACGAAUUCAUCGUAAUUAAUUAAUUAAUCAAGAAGGUGUUUUGUGUUUGGUUCGUGACUUUCAUCAUGUGUAAGCCCGGCUGGAAAACCCUUCCACUGUAAAAUCCUCCUCUCGAUCGAUCAACGAAAUUCAAUCGCUGUAAAUUUCUGCAAAUCAAAAUGGGACGAAUUCAGUACAA
Messenger RNA from Oryza sativa Japonica Group (Japanese rice), 1066 nucleotides. RefSeq names its product noroxomaritidine/norcraugsodine reductase. The record is from RefSeq and is a predicted model, not a curated record. Gene Ontology annotation, molecular function: oxidoreductase activity. Lineage: Eukaryota; Viridiplantae; Streptophyta; Magnoliopsida; Poales; Poaceae.